AUGCGCUGUCGUGUCUGCCUCAAGGCAGGUCAGUCUCUAUUGGAUCGUCCUACAAGCUCGAAAAUAGGUGCAAGGGUGUUCUCCACGUAUCUAUCGACUGUCAAAGGAUCUUCGAUCAACCACCACCCACCUCUAAGCAAUGUGGCUGCUCCUUAUGAAACGGCAAAGAUGGGGUGGAAUCAGAGGUCCAAUCCACCACUUCAAAGGUAUAUUCAUACGGAAACGAAGAAUGAGGAUGCUAUCUCAAGGUGGACUGAACUAGGCAUCUCUCGUCCACUGGCAGAAAGAUUAAUCUCUUCUUACCCUCAUAUCAUCCAACCUACACCAGCUCAGAAGUUAUUUCUCCUAGCUGUAGGAGCAGGCAAGGAAGUUUAUCUGAAAGAUGAUAUGGGUCGAGGCAAAACUUUGGCAUUAGCAUUAUCAGCCAUGAAUAUUGCUCUGAGAUCCCAUUCGAAUACGAAUACGACACAAAACGGUGUGAAAGUGAUGAUUAUCGUUCCUACACCUCAUCUAGCUCAACAGGUCCAUCAACACCUUGUGAACUUGUCAUCCACCGAAACCCAAGAAUCAUUCACACUUAUACGGUCCAAUUCCAACCAUCCUUCUCAAUUCUUUGCACAAACUUCAGCAAAAUCACAUUCGAAAUUAGAUUUACCUAAUAAACCUAUAAUCAUCUCUACACCAAAAGAUCUACAAUCUUACGAUCUAUCUCCCAGUUCCUCACCAUCCCUACGAUACAUAUUCCUAGACGAACCCGAACAUCUCAUUGGUCCUAUACCUUCUCGACACUCCACCUCUCAAAUGUUGGUUUCUCAUCCCCUCUUUCGUCAUCCUCCACCGAUCGUAUCUACUUUAAACGAUUUGUUGAAUAUCCUUCCGGCCGUACCAAGCAGAAGGCAGAAGGAAGAAGGAGGUAUUUUGGAUUAUUCUGAAAGGAGAGAUGAGAUAAAUACGAUAUGGGUAUCAUCAGGUAUGAAUAAAGAUUUGAAAAGGUUAAUUAAGAUUAGAGGUUGGAUAAGGAAGAGUAAUAGGCACGUUAAAGAUGGAUUGAUUGAUUUGGAUUUCACACAAGGGGCGUCGGAUAAGUUGAAAGAUGUUAGAAAGAGAUUGUUGGAUGCGGUUGAAGAGAUGAUCACCAAAAGGUCUUCUACUCAGACCAAGGAGAACAAAAAAGUAGCAGGAAUAGAGGAUGAAGGUGGGGUUGGAAAAGCAAAUAUAGAUGGACAUGAACAAAUCGAACCUGAACAUUACGUGUUGGUGAUUGAUUCUAAAGACGGAUCGAUAACUUCUCUCAACCUCCAUGCACCUAUUUUGCAAGACGAUCUGACAAAGGAAACUGUAGAUGAGAAUGGGGAAGAUGAAGUGAUUCGGAAAAGGGAAAUACCAAUCGAGAUGAUUGAGACUCUAUCCCUAAUUCAUGCCACCACUUCUUCUCCCUCAAAGGGAUAUUCAUUGAUAUUACCUCCAGAGGGUAUAUCGUUGAAUCUCUUAUCGGAAGAAUUGGCUAAUCUCGGUAUAUCAUCUUUAAUCUUAACUCCGGAUUUGGUCGAUAUCUCACUUUCCCAACUCGACGAAUUGCAAAGACAAAAUAGAGGUGAAGGUGAAGAAGAAGAUGGUGGAUUACCUUUAUUAUUAGGAACUAGAAGUUCCAUACCUGGUCUUCAUCUCCCUGAACUUCAGACGAUAUACCUCCUCGAUGGAUUGGACAUCAAGGGAUUAAGUAAGAAACAACGUAAAUCCGGUGGAGUGAAGGAUAGGUAUGGAUGGUAUAGUCUAGUCAAAGGAAGAUUGGGUAGAUUGGGUACUAAGGCCAUCGGACGAGAAAGACAGAGGGUAGUUAGUCUGGUUAUGGUUGGGACGGAAGAGGAAAUGAGGUUGAGAGAGCUAUUUGGAAAGAAUGAGAAUGCGAAUGGAACGAAGACGGAGUUGAAAGAUUGGGAUAUGAAAGGUUUGGAAGAUGCUUUGAGUGAGAUGAUGCAUGUUGAAGAUGUACCCGCUGGGCUGGAGAUGGAAGAGGAUGUAGGAUCGCAAGACAUGAUGAAAUUUGGGCAGGAUCAACAUGGACUGAAUGGACAAGGAAUGUCCGGGGAGGAAGCAGCUCAGGCUGAUGUACGAAAAUAA
Kwoniella botswanensis is the source of this 2121-nucleotide messenger RNA. RefSeq lists its product as uncharacterized. The record is from RefSeq and is a predicted model, not a curated record. NCBI's taxonomy places the organism in Eukaryota, Fungi, Basidiomycota, Tremellomycetes, Tremellales, Cryptococcaceae. Bases 1 to 2121 code for a protein of 706 amino acids. The transcript is spliced from 3 exons. Gene Ontology annotation, molecular function: nucleic acid binding; ATP binding.